Molecule: messenger RNA, 556 nt
Organism: Arachis ipaensis
Lineage: Eukaryota; Viridiplantae; Streptophyta; Magnoliopsida; Fabales; Fabaceae
Source: RefSeq, a predicted model, not a curated record
AUGAGAGAAAGUGGGAGCCAUGUUGCAGGAAGUUCCAACCGAUCAUCGUCGACGGAGAACUGGAGAAGAAGCACGACGCGAAGCAGGCAUGGACGGGUUCCGGACUGGUGCGGCUGUGGUUGUCGCCCGGUGCUAAGGUGGUCUGGGACGGAGUCGCAUCCUAACAAGCCCUUCUUUGGUUGCCCCAACUAUAAUAUAAGUGGAAAAACAUGGUGUGGGUUAUUCGUCUGGGCUGAUUCUGUGCAAGAGGAGUUGUCUGAAGGAGCUGUUGCAGGAGAUGAUGAUGGUGACAGGAAGAUGAACUUUGCAUGGCGGAUGGGCAAGAUGGAGGCAGACAUUAGGAAUCUGAAAUUCAUAACUCAUGUUCUUGGAUUUGGGUUCUUAGUAAUUGUUGUUUUUGUAGGAUUGGUGCUAUUAAAGGGUUGAGAACAUGUCAAUGUAAUGCAGUUCCCAAAUUAAUGAAUGAAACUGUUAUGUGGUAACAUAACAAGGUUUGUGUAAAUCAUCUUACUUUGAUAUAAUAUAAUAUCCUGUUGGAUGAAGUAAAAGAACUUGU